Molecule: messenger RNA, 565 nt
Organism: Nannospalax galili (Upper Galilee mountains blind mole rat)
Lineage: Eukaryota; Metazoa; Chordata; Mammalia; Rodentia; Spalacidae
Product: hemoglobin subunit beta-Z-like
Exons: 3
Coding region: 35-478 (147 amino acids)
Biological process (GO): oxygen transport; hydrogen peroxide catabolic process
Cellular component (GO): blood microparticle; haptoglobin-hemoglobin complex; hemoglobin complex
Molecular function (GO): haptoglobin binding; organic acid binding; hemoglobin alpha binding
Source: RefSeq, a predicted model, not a curated record
UGGAGUUCAUUGCCAAGCUCCUAGAUCAGCAACCAUGGUUCAUUUGACAGACCAGGACAAGAAGGCUAUCAAAUGCCUGUGGUCACAGGUCGAUGUGGGAGCUGUUGGAGGAGAAACCCUGGGAAGGCUCAUGUGUGUCCAUCCAUGGACCCAGAGGUACUUUGGCAACUUUGGAGACCUGUCUUGUGUCUCAGCCAUUAUGAACAACCCAAAAGUCAAAGCCCAUGGCAAGAAAGUGCUGUCCUCCUUUGGAGAUGCUGUUAACAACAUGGACAACCUCAAGGAGGUCUUUGGCCAUCUCAGUGAGUUGCACUGUGACAAGCUUCAUGUAGAUCCUGAGAACUUCAAGCUCCUGGGUAACACGCUGGUGAUUGUCCUCUCUCUUCAGCUUGGCAAAGAAUUCACCCCUGAGAUGCAGGCUGCUUGGCAGAAGCUUGUGGCUGGGGUGGCCAGUGCUCUGUCCCACAAGUACCACUGAGCCCUCUUUCCAGAUGGGCGUCACUGCUGUGUGUCCUCAAAUCCCUUCUGCACAUGAGUGCUGGACUGGGCCUUGAGAGCACAGCUU